Dreissena polymorpha is the source of this 3707-nucleotide messenger RNA. Its product is annotated as solute carrier family 49 member 4-like. The coding region runs from base 151 to 1677 and encodes 508 amino acids. The transcript has 15 exons. Gene Ontology annotation, molecular function: transmembrane transporter activity. Gene Ontology annotation, biological process: transmembrane transport. NCBI's taxonomy places the organism in Eukaryota, Metazoa, Mollusca, Bivalvia, Myida, Dreissenidae. The record is from RefSeq and is a predicted model, not a curated record. Gene Ontology annotation, cellular component: intracellular membrane-bounded organelle; membrane.
CAUAACAAGAUGGUUUAUGCACAUAAAAAGGUAUCAUUUUGUAAAAAAAAGUUUUUUCUGGUAGCGAUCUGCACGCUGAUUUUGUAUUCACAUAUAUUACUCGCCAUAUUCAAUGUAUAAUGCCUUGGCGAAAGCACUGAAUACUGAGAAAUGACAAACGAAAAUCGUCUUCUUGUUGAUGGACGGAAUAGUUUAACAUAUGGGACUGUGAAUCAGUCAAGUUCAUCUCUUCAAGACUCUCAGCAAACAACUCUGCCAAAUGUGCAAAAUCAGGGAGAAAGCAACACAAUUAAGGUAUACAAAAGGCGAUGGUAUAUCUUGACAGUCUAUGGUCUCAUGUCAAUGACUCAGUGUGCGGUAUGGAACACAUUCAGUCCAAUCUCAGAGGUUGGUGUUCACGUGUUUGGCUGGGACACGGCCGGUCUAUCGCUGCUCACAAGCUGGGGACCUAUUACAUAUGUUCUUUGCACAUUCCAAUUCUCCUGGAUUCUAGAUAAAAAAGGCCUACGUCCUGCGUGUUUGAUCAGUGCAUUCUUUGUGGCCGCUGGUACCGGACUGCGUUGUAUCACGACUGAGCGCGCAGUUGCAACACCGCUAAUCCACCUUGGUCAGUUUAUCAAUGGUCUGGGCGGUAUCAUAGGUUAUGGCGGGGCCCCCGUAGUGUCUGCCGAAUGGUUUCCUGCCUCGGAACGCACAACAGCAACUGCCAUAGCUGGUGCAUUCAAUAAUCUUGGUCUUGCGUUAUCCUUCGUUAUAGGGCCAUAUCUUGUUCCACUGCGAAAACUUUAUCCGAAUAAUACGACCAUGAAUGCCUCCACCAUUUUUGUCGAGGAAGUUGUGGUUGACAACUAUACUUACCUGUCCAAUUCAUUUAUUGACUAUGACAUUCCUAAAGAGAGGGAUGAUUUGAUGCUAUACAUGUACUAUUCCUGUGGAUGGUCAGUGUUUUGCCUGCUUCUGUUCUUAAUCUACUUCCCGUCCAAACCUCAAUUACCUCCGAGCCCAACAGCGUCCAUGCAGAGACUCGAGUUCAAAGUUGGACUUAAGAAGCUCUUAGUGAACCGUACGUUCUGGCUGUUGUGUCUCACUUUCGGUGUAUCAAACGGAAUACUAGGCUGCUGGCAGGGUGUACUGGAUGUGAAUCUUAGUGACCAUGGUGUGUCACAGGAUAUGGCUGGCUGGUUGGGUUUCUAUGGUGUCAUAGCGGCUUGCGUUGCUGCCCUUUGUGUGGCCAGGGUUGCAGAUAUUUUUGCAAAGCAAAUGAAAUGGUUCCUAAUUGGCCUGUACUUGUCUGGAGGGGCAUGCUUCACUAUCUUUGUUCUGGCGCUGAUCUCUGUUGUUCCAGACACAGCUGUUGUCCUAUACUCGACGUAUAUAAUCGCCAACCUCCUGUUGGAGGCUUCGUCUCCGCUGUUCUUCGAGAUGGCUUGUGAGGUCACGUACCCUAUAGCGGAGGGAAUCACCAACCUUGUCCUCACUCUUGUCAAUAGCAUCGCAGGCCUUCUGUUCCUGUUUGUGCAGCUCAUACCUAAUAUAGGAACCAUGUGGGAGAACUGGUGUCUGCUUGGAGGCAUAUUUGUGGGCAUUCCGGUGCUGUUCCUGUACAGAGAGUCCUACAACAGACUGGAUAUUGAUAUCAUAGUGGAGGAGAAACCUAAAGAGGAAGUGAAAUCCUGAACCAGUCUGCAGACCACAAGGGUUUUGUUAAUAAAUAUGAAUCCGUUCCAAUUAAGUGUUAAAUUUAAUUUAAAAAGCCCCUACCUUAAUGGAAUUAAUAAUGUUACAUACUCUACAGGAGUUAUACUAAAUGUUUUUUUUACAAAAUGGAAAAUGAUUUAAAAUUCAAGUUAUACUUACUAGUUAAAAACAUUUAAAUUCCUGAAGACCUCUAGUGAAUAAAACAGAAUGAAUUAAGAUUUUUGUUGAAAUAUGGACAUUUCCAUAAGUAUAACGUAACCUUAAGACUAAAAUUGCCCUGCUAAAUGGGUUGGAAAUACUGACUACUCUUACUUUGUCUUCAGAUUUAAUAAAUCUGGUUGUAUGCCUAGGUAUGUAGUUAUAAGUAGCAAGGAUCUAUACAUAUUUGUCAUAACUCUUAAGACUUUUUCGGCGUAAGCUGUAUUAAGCCAGCUUUUCACCCUGACUUGACCUUUGUAAGUAUCCAAUAAUAUGCAAAUAAAAUUUCCCGCGGCUAGGUACGAAUGAAUACACUUCAUUUAUUCCAUUGGCUGAUUUGAGUAUAACACCAGAACAUUGGAAACAUAUCCGCGUCUUUGUAACACUGUUUUACUGCAUGAAACAAUUUUAUCUCUAAUGAAAAGGCUCAAUAGAUAGAACAGUUUUACAAUCAAUUUUCGACAUAAAUACAGUUUGUGCGUUCACCUUUUAUUUUCAGAGAAUUACCAGCGCAAAAGCGUUUAUACUAAAGGCUAUAUUCUCAUAUUUAGUACUUACUUGCAUUGCAUUUCAACCCGCGAAAGUCAGAGUUUAUAUGCAGUUCAUCACCGGAGUUCGCAGAAGGGGUUGCGACCUUUUCAUUGAAGGACAAAAUUGGAAUCUAUGCUAUUUUUGUCUGAUGGAGUAAAUAGUUCGUUUAGUCGCUUUAUCAAUAUUUUAGGCACAGCUGUUGCCUUGGUCGAGUACAGUUGGCGUAAACAAGCCGUCGUUUCAGCAGCAGAAUUGUUACCUAACUUUAAUGCAUUGCAUUCCAAUCCGCAAGGUAUCAAGGUCAGUUUGCGGUCAGUUGCAGAAAUCUUUAUAUAAACGCCGUCUCGUAAACUUUGUGCACUUGAAGUCUGUUUUGAUCAGAAAGAUACUAAAUAAAGAUAUUCGGCAAUAUUAUUGUGGUAUGCCAAUCAUCGAUUUUUAAUAUGUUUUCAACAUUUGCAUGAUAAGGACCAAUUUUGAUAAAAUUAAUUAGAAAUAUUUAUCCAUUUUGACCAGUUUAUUAAGCAUGAGCACAAUAAUUCACUAUACUAUAAUUAUGCAAUUAAAUAAGAUUCGAGUAUUGCCGGCUGACCUAUAUGCACUCGUUUAUUUUCAUGUUUCUUGUGUUUUUCUAUUCUGUAAAUAUAGACAUCUGAGUAAAAAUAUCACAUAAAGCAAAAUAAGCCACGAAAUCUGGCGCAACACCCCGUAAUUGAUUUGCUUGUGAUGUAGCUAAGAACUGCGCAGAAAAAAGGCAUCCGCUACUUUUUAUCUCAUAGAGAUAACUUUUGAUCGUUCAUAAACAUCGACCACAAUCAACGCCGUAUAUCUUUUUUAAAGAUAUUUCUUGUUAAUUUUUCUUUGAUUUUUGUCAACACGUUUUCCACAAAUUUAUUGCAAGAACUUUCAUAGUUCGUUAUUCACUCUGUAUUUAAUGUAUUACAAUUAAAUAUAUUUAGUUUACAAUGUUGUUAUUUUUAUUAAAUGAAGUAGGUUUUGCAUGUUUAGGUUAUGAUUUUAAAUAAGAUUAUUUAAGAAGUAAUUUGUAAAUUUGACUAUGAAAGUAAGUUGUUCAUACAUUCUAUGAGUUUGUUUAUAUGUAAGGAAUAGUCAAUACUUUUCAUUCUUGAGGGUUUCUCUUUGUUUCUUAUACAUUUGAACAACGUUGCAGUACUGUGAUAUGUUUACUUUUUUCUUUGUUAAUUUGUGAACUUAAAUUAUAUAUAUUAUGUAUUUAUAUUGUAAAACUUUUUUUUGAAAAAAAUAUUCAUUGUUAUACC